GAAAGAAUGAGAAGGAAGAGUGGAAGAGAAGUGAUGGAGUUAGUUGAAAGGUUUCCUAAAAAUGGGAAUGAAGAACGAUUCUUUGGAGUCUUUUAAUUCAUUCAUUUCCUCUAAAUCUAACCUAUAAAAAUCCUCUUUUUCACUUUCUUCUCUCAACUUCCUCCUCUCAUUCUAUCGCUUAAAAUAAUUCCUUAGAGGCCUUAUCUUCAAUUCUCAGCUGUUUAUAAUAAUGGAUACCUUCCUCUUCACUUCUGAAUCUGUCAAUGAGGGCCAUCCCGACAAGCUUUGCGACCAAGUUUCCGAUGCUAUCCUCGACGCCUGUCUUGAACAAGAUCCGGAGAGCAAGGUUGCUUGUGAGACCUGCUCCAAAACCAAUAUGGUUAUGGUGUUUGGUGAGAUCACAACCAAGGCUAAUGUCAACUAUGAAAAAAUAGUUAGAGAUACUUGCAGAGGAAUUGGAUUUGUGUCCGCCGAUGUGGGUCUUGAUGCCGACAACUGCAAGGUCCUUGUGAAUAUUGAACAACAAAGCCCUGACAUUGCCCAAGGAGUCCAUGGACACAUGACCAAGAAACCUGAGGAGAUUGGAGCUGGUGAUCAAGGCCAUAUGUUUGGCUAUGCCACAGAUGAAACCCCAGAGCUCAUGCCACUCACCCAUGUCCUUGCUACAAAACUUGGUGCUAAGCUCACUGAGGUCAGGAAGAACAAAACCUGCCCGUGGCUUCGACCGGACGGUAAGACGCAAGUGACCGUCGAGUACAAGAAUGACAAUGGAGCAAUGGUCCCUGUCAGGGUCCAUACGGUUCUAAUCUCAACCCAACAUGACGAAACCGUAACAAACGAACAGAUUGCAGCAGAUCUGAAAGAGCAUGUCAUAAAACCUGUCAUACCAGCAAAGUAUCUGGAUGACAAAACAAUCUUCCAUCUCAACCCAUCCGGUCGUUUCGUCAUUGGAGGACCUCAUGGUGAUGCCGGAUUGACAGGAAGGAAGAUUAUCAUUGAUACCUAUGGAGGGUGGGGUGCUCAUGGUGGUGGUGCAUUCUCAGGGAAGGAUCCAACAAAGGUAGAUAGAAGUGGUGCCUAUAUUGUUAGGCAAGCAGCAAAAAGUAUCGUUGCUUCGGGACUUGCUCGUCGCUGCAUCGUGCAAGUUUCUUAUGCAAUAGGAGUAGCAGAACCAUUGUCGGUGUUUGUAGACACCUACAAAACAGGAAAAAUCCCAGAUAAAGAUAUCCUUGCUCUAAUUAAGGAGAAUUUUGAUUUUAGGCCUGGAAUGAUUGCAAUCAAUCUUGACUUGAAGAGAGGAGGAAACUUUAGAUACCAAAAGACGGCUGCUUAUGGUCAUUUCGGCCGUGACGACACAGAUUUCACUUGGGAAACUGUAAAGCUUCUCAAACCAAAUGCCUAAAUUGGAUCUCAAAUCAAAUUAUAAUAUCUGCAAGUGAUCAUCACAACCAUCAGAUGAUCAGUGUGCUUGCAGGAAAAAUAAGAAAAAAAAAAAGCUUUUGUUUGUUUUUUUUUUUUUUUUUUUUUCUUUUCUUUUGAUGUUUAUUGUAAACUCAAGUGAGAAGCGUGGUUGAGAUUUGCCAGCUCUCUGAUUAGCUGAGGCAGCCCUGUCCUGAGUUUGUACAACUUUGAACUCUUCUAUGUUCUUUAUUCUUUUCAUUACGCAAUUUCAAUUAAAAUUUUACCUUUAA
Cucumis melo (muskmelon) is the source of this 1691-nucleotide messenger RNA. RefSeq names its product S-adenosylmethionine synthase 4. Lineage: Eukaryota; Viridiplantae; Streptophyta; Magnoliopsida; Cucurbitales; Cucurbitaceae. The record is from RefSeq and is a predicted model, not a curated record. Gene Ontology annotation, cellular component: cytosol. The transcript has 2 exons. Gene Ontology annotation, molecular function: methionine adenosyltransferase activity; ATP binding. Gene Ontology annotation, biological process: S-adenosylmethionine biosynthetic process. The coding region runs from base 230 to 1402 and encodes 390 amino acids.